AUCCCUUUAUUAUUUUACACCAGUCUCGUAAGAAGAGUAGGGUGAAGAGGCAAGAGGCGAAAAGUGAGACAUUGGAGGCAAAAGUCACUCGCUAUUCAAACCGUCUGUACAAUAUCCAACCUUUUCUCCGAAACCACUGUCGACGUACGGACAGUGCCGAUCGCUUAAACCAUAAAACAACCUAUAUCGACAAUAUGCGAUACACACUCGCUCUCGUCUCCGCCCUCCUAGGCGUCGCCACUGCGGCCCCUCAGGGUGUCACGGACAAGCUGACACCUACCGGUGCCGCGCCGGCUGGCUGUACUGGUAGUUUCGACGGCAACUUCGAGAUCACCGUCGCCGAAGUCACCGAGAAGCGAAGCAUCUCUCAACCGAAGAAGCGUGCUGAGUGUGGUAACGACGGCAUUCUCGUAUCGACAUUGAAGGAUGGUAGCAUCUUUGACGCCAAGGACCGAACCGGUUAUAUCGCGUCUAAUUACCAGUUCCAAUUCGAUGCUCCCGCCCAAGCAGGCGCUCUGUACACUAGUGGAUUUUCACUCUGCGACAACAACAUCCUCGCACUCGGCAGCAACCAGACAUUCUACCGAUGUCUAUCUGGUGAUUUCUACAACCUGUACGACCGUAACUGGGCCGCUCAGUGCUCGCCUGUCUCGAUCAUCGCUGUACCGUGCGGCACGGACGACUCGGCCUCGCAGAUUCCCGAUGGUCAGGUUGUCGGUACCAGCGUCGUUCAAACUACAAUCGUCACCGCUUUACCCGACGGCCAACCGCAAGUCGUCACUACGACGGUCCCCGUUCCCAUCUGCCAGAUCAGCGAUGGUCAGGUUCAACAAGGAAGUACACCGUGCGCCUCGAUUACGGCUAGCGCGACCAGCACGUAUGUGCCCGUGAGCGAGUACACAGAUGGCCAGAUUCAAGUAACUCCUCCCGGAAGCGCACCGGCUCCAUCGGCCACACCGACUGCUGGUUCGUCCGCACCUUCUGCGCCCUCUGCGCCCGCUCCGUCAGUAUCGUCGGGCUCGGCACCUGCACCGAGCAGCAGCGCGGUUGUAUCCAGCGCCAGUGCUAGUGCCAGCGCCAGCGCCUCGGCAAGCCCAUCUUCGGCAAGCCCCAGUUCGCCAGCAGUGACUUCAGCGCCGCCUCAGAGCGGAUCUUCGCGCGUCUCAGUAGGGUCAGUCGGUGCUCUGGUUAUCACAGCUAUGGUGGCCUUUUUCUACCUGUAAAUAUAGUUCAUCGUCCCCCAUUGCUAGGUUCAUCAUGGAAGACAGGAAAGUAAUAUGUUGAUAUUGACGGAUAAUGGAUUGGGAAGGGGAACUAAUGCUGGCACGACGAGAUGGAAUUAAUGUGUGAAAUGGCUCUGCAAUGGAAAUGGAAAUGAGGAACAACUUGAUAAUAGGUACCGAAAGCAUAGCAGGAGUUGGGAAAUAAUGCAAAAACUCCAGUUUAUACAUACAUCAAUAGCCAAGACUAUGUGUUUACCUACCUAGGUAGGUGCCUAGUCUCUUCUAUUUUAGAAGCCCCUUAUGAACUUCUUGGAACUGGUA
This is a messenger RNA of Annulohypoxylon maeteangense, 1544 nucleotides long. RefSeq lists its product as uncharacterized. The coding region runs from base 195 to 1223 and encodes 342 amino acids. Gene Ontology annotation, cellular component: fungal-type cell wall. The record is from RefSeq and is a predicted model, not a curated record. The transcript is spliced from 2 exons. NCBI's taxonomy places the organism in Eukaryota, Fungi, Ascomycota, Sordariomycetes, Xylariales, Hypoxylaceae. Gene Ontology annotation, biological process: fungal-type cell wall organization. Gene Ontology annotation, molecular function: structural constituent of cell wall.